Messenger RNA from Bactrocera oleae (olive fruit fly), 1465 nucleotides. RefSeq lists its product as uncharacterized. NCBI's taxonomy places the organism in Eukaryota, Metazoa, Arthropoda, Insecta, Diptera, Tephritidae. The record is from RefSeq and is a predicted model, not a curated record.
AUUAUAUUAGGCACCGGGAAUAGAAGUAACAAUUUAUGGACGCAUAAACAAGUUUCAGUGCAAAACACGUCAAUGCUUUAAACAGCUGAUCUUAGAAAAAAUUCACAAUAAAUUAGUAGGGAAAAGUUGUGCUCAGUUACUUAAGCGAAGUAGGGGCAUUGUCGCUUUAUUUACAUUUGUACGUUGUUUUGAGAUUUCAUUAAUAAAUUUAGCUUUAAAUAAUAUAAAAAUGGUUUAUUGUUCAGUACCAGGAUGUGAAAAAUUCAACAAAAGUCAAACUAAACGAUUUAUGUUUAGCUUUCCCAAAAAGAAGGAAUUGGUACAAAAAUGGCUUGAAGCGAUACCUAGUUUAGCGCGGCCUGUUAAAAGUUCUUGGCGAGUAUGCCAAUACCAUUUUCAACCAGAGGAUAUUUUAAAAUCAUUCAGCCACACCAUUGGCGGAGAAGUGUUCGUAAUAGAGAGGGAGAGACCCAGGCUGAAACCAAAUGUGGUGCCAACAAGAAAUCUUCAAAUCAACACAUUUAUUGGAAACAACGAGCGAGAAACCAAAUCGAUAAAGAAUCAUAUAUCGCAUGUAUUGAAACAAUCUAAAGAUACUGACGCCUUAAAUAGAAGAUCCAUUGCACAGUUAAACUUGGCCGGUAACCAAGAUGCUGUACCUGGAGAGAAGUGUGAAAAGGCAUGUGUGCGCAAUGUUGAAAUAAUAAAAGUUCAACAUGAAUCAAAGGAUCCUACAGCCGUUGCAGAUAUUUUGAACAGAACGUCAGAAUUUCUAGAAGAGGACGACGAGCAAUUUGAAUCACAAAGUUUUGAAGACAUUACUAAUGAGUGUAACCAAAAUCUGGAUAGAAAUGAUGGAGUUAUUAUUCUACAAGACAAAGAAAAUACCGAAAGCAGUUUAACUGACAAUAAGACCGAAUACCUUGCCAACUGUUCAAAUCCAAUAGCAGAGAUAGAUUCCUUUGACAACCUCUUUGACAGCGUUUUUGAAGUAGUUUUGCCUACAACGCUGUGGGGAGUUCAUCGCUCUCCACAGCAAAAACGGAUAAUGUUCGUAUGUAUAGAUGAAGAACAAUUAAAUGUACAGAAAAUGCUAAUAGUGGAUGAUUCAGGCGACCUAAAAAUGUAUUUAGUGAGCAGGCUGAUCCGCGAAGAGCAUUGGCCAGUGGAUAUUUUAACGCCAGAGCGUAUAUCGGAUAUGCUUGCAGAGUUGGAGGCAAUGCAAAUAUGUCUCGGAGCAAAUUUGUCUGAAACUUGUGAAGUUCUGCUUACAUAUGUUAAUCGCGAUGAACAAAGAACACAAAGAUUAUGCAAAAAGUGCUGUUAAAAAUGUAUUUAUAAGUUUAAUAACCACAAAAAGGCAUAAAAAUAUGUUUUUUCAGUUGAAGUUAACAAUUUUAAUAACAGAAAUACAUAUGAAAUAGAAAUUGUAUGCAGGAAUAAACCUAAGUUAUUUUAAUUAAAA